Molecule: messenger RNA, 1893 nt
Organism: Carassius gibelio (silver crucian carp)
Lineage: Eukaryota; Metazoa; Chordata; Actinopteri; Cypriniformes; Cyprinidae
Exons: 4
Biological process (GO): proteolysis
Molecular function (GO): aspartic-type endopeptidase activity
Source: RefSeq, a predicted model, not a curated record
AUGGGUCUCAAGCAACACAUGUCUAUGCCCCAAAAACCCGUUUCCAAUCGGCUAGCAGAGAAAGAGAAACCACCUUUAGUGCAGUGUUGGCGAUGUAAAGGACAUCACUCACCUGGACACUGUCCUCACUUUGUCUCUGCUCAGUCACUUCAAACCAAUCGAUCCCACUCCGCUAGCAGUAAGCAGACAACAUUUCCAGCUCCCAAAGCUGGCGGUCCGCUUAUCAAUCACUCUGUUUCUGCCACGUUUACCAAAAAGACCCCAAAAACAUGUACGAAUACACCACCUCCUGCAGCUGUGCCGCAACAAUUAGUUGUACCCCUGAGUAUUGCUACCUGGAAGGGGAAAGCCAUUGUUGAUACGGGUGCAAGUUACACUCUUCUUCAUGAGAAUCUUUAUAAAGAGCUCGGUGUACAAAGACUUCUUCCAUGGACCCGAGGUCCUCUUUACUUGGCGAAUGUAGAAGCAGAAAUUCCAUUAGGAUGGGUAAAUAUACCAGUCACUCUUCAUCACAAAGUUUUCAACAUACCUGCUGCUGUUCUUCCUGCUAAAGCUCUAGCCUAUGCUGUUGUACUAGGUUUGGACUUCAUUUUCUCUAGUGGACUCCAAAUCUAUGUGGCAGACCAAAAAUACUCCUUUAAGAGCACUCCAAAGGAGGAUUUUCCCUUCCAGCCUGGAAAUGCCAGUGUACCAGCUAUCUAUUCCCAACCUCAAAAGGAAAAGAAAGAAAACAAGCAACAGCUACGUCAGAUUCUGGAGUCCAACCCGCAAAUCUGCACACUUCAUCCGGGACGGACUAAAGUCCUUGAGCAUCACAUCUAUACCACCCACCAAGUGCCUAUCAAGCAGCGACCAUAUCGCACAAACCCUGCCAAGCCGGCUGUCAUAAAAGAACAGUUGGAGGAGAUGUUGGCUGCAGCCCAGCAUUUCUUGGACAUUCAGGCUGUUCUUCACAAGCUGAAAUUGGCUGGCCUAACAAUUAACCUGAAAAAAAGUAAGUUCUGUCUACCAGAAAUAACAUUUCUAGGACAUGUUGUCAACACCAAAGGAGUGUCUGCAGACCCAAGCAAAGUAGAAGCCAUACAGUCUUAUCCCGUGCCUACCAACAUCAAAGAAGUCCAGCGUUUUUUGGGAUUAGCUGGGUGGUACCACCGGUUUGUACCAAACUUCUCUAGAACGUGACAACCUCUGAAUGCAUGAAAAAAAAAGGGAUGUACAUUUCACUGGUCUGUACAAUGUCAAAAGGUUUUUGAACAUCUGAAAUCUUGUCUUACCUCUCCUCCCAUCCUCAGCCAUCCUGACUUACAGUUUCCUUUCACAGUCUACACAGAUGCCAGCGACACAGGUUUAGGUGCUGUGUUGACUCAGAAAAAGGAACAGGGAAUGGAACAAGUAAUUGCGUAUGCCAGCAGAACCUUGACCAAAGCAGAAAUAAAUUAUUCUACUACAGAGAAGGAAUGCUUGGCUGUAAUCUGGGCUCUCGAGAAAUGGCAGCACUACUUGGAGUACAAACUGUUCACAGUAAUCACAGACCACUCAGCACUACAGUGGGUAAUGUCUUCAACAAAAACCACAAGUCGUCUCAAUAGAUGGGCCUUGCGACUUCAGAAAUAUGAUUUUGUUGUUGAAUAUCGAAAAGGGAAAUUGAAUAUGGCACCUGAUGCUCUGUCUCGAAUGCACACCAGUUGUAGCCUUUACACCAGCCAACAGGAGAAGCCAGAACUUCCGAUGUCUCCUGCUGACAUCUGGGAUGAGCAGCACAAAGAUCCUGAGAUCAUAAGCAUACUUCAAGCCUUAGCAGAUAAUGACUCUACUCUAACAGACCAGUAUGAAGUACUGGAGGAUACUCUCUACCAUAAAAUACACCGGUCAAACAACGAAGUUCAUUAAAGA